GGACAGCUUCCAGGGGGGAGGGACCUCUCCGACUCCCAUUAAAGAACAGAAGCUAUAAAAGAGAGCAGACUGCAGCCGGCACUCUGAGGCGCUCGGACCACACCAGACCAGACCGACACCAAGGAGCCGGGGUGAAUAAGGCAGAGCAGAGGAGACAGAUCAAGAGGACGAUAAGGAGACGAUAAGGAGACGAUAAGGAGGCGAUCAUCAGGAGGAGGUGACACAGAGUCAGAGAGCAUCACAGCGAGGAGGAACAGGUCCUUUCUGCAGCAGACAUGCCUAACUUUGCCGGCACCUGGAAGAUGAAGAAGAGUGAGAAUUUUGAUGAACUUCUCAAAGCCCUGGGAGUGAACACCAUGCUGAGGAAGGUGGCGGUGGCGGCAGCCUCCAACCCUCACGUGGAGAUCCGUCAGGACGGCGAGCAGUUCUACAUCAAGACCUCCACCAGCGUCCGCACCACCGAGAUCAACUUCCACAUCGGGGAAGAGUACGACGAGGAGACGGUGGACGGGAGGAAGUGCAAGAGCCUGGCCACCUGGGUUUCAGAGAACAAGAUGUACUGUAAGCAGACUCUGGUGGACGGCGACGGCCCCAAAACCUACUGGACCCGAGAGCUGAGCGGCGAUGAGCUCAUACUGACUUUCGGGGCGGACGACGUCGUGUGCACACGGAUCUACGUCCGGGAGUGAAGCUCUGCAACCUCAUCAGGACAAGACAGACACCCACAGCAGCACGCUAACACGCUAACACGCAAACAUGCUAACAGUAUCCUGUGUGAGCUCUCAGCAUCAGUAUCAUAGUCUCCAUAAACACUAGCAGCGUCUCUGUAAUCUGGUUUUUCGUAGUGAAUUUUGUGUCUGCAGCUCAUAUCCGCUGCGUACGUAGGAUCUAGUCCUCAGUGGCAUCAAGUAUUCAUGUUCAAUGACAGGAAACAAUAAAAUAUGGAACAAACGGUA
Molecule: messenger RNA, 956 nt
Organism: Centropristis striata (black sea bass)
Lineage: Eukaryota; Metazoa; Chordata; Actinopteri; Perciformes; Serranidae
Gene: crabp1a
Product: cellular retinoic acid binding protein 1a
Exons: 4
Coding region: 276-689 (137 amino acids)
Biological process (GO): fatty acid transport
Cellular component (GO): cytosol; nucleus
Molecular function (GO): fatty acid binding
Source: RefSeq, a predicted model, not a curated record